AUGGACUUAGAGGGCAGGUCCGGUCUUCAGAACGGGGAUGCAAUCUUUAGCAUCAACGGCAAGAAUACAACAGAUUUAUCUCAUGACAGCGCGAAGCAAGUGCUCGAAGAUGCUCCUGAUACAUUAACUAUGGCUGUGAAACGCGGGCUCUACGACCCAGUUUUGGACGAGUACGAGCCAAUAUACGAGCCGAUAGAACAGGAAGAUUUCGACCAACCAUCGAAACCAACUGAGGUAGACCCUUUUUCAGUACAACAGUUCCAAGACGAGAAGAACCCAGAGCUACCUGAACUACGUGAUAUAGAAACUCCAGCUUUCAUAAAUGUUCCAGAAUUACCGUCUAGAUCUCUCACGGCUUCCCCUUUCAUCCUUCCAGUAAAACCUUACAGGCCUUUUUCUACAGAGCCUUUACCAGACAUUCCUCCCCUAGAAGAUCCUAUUAUACUAAACCCCAAUUAUAAGGACUUAUUCGGUAACAAAGAUGAUGGAGAAUUUACGCCUCAAACUAGAUUUAAGCUUCCAAUUUCAGAACAGUACGAUCCAGAUGGCACCAAAAGCAAAGGAAAAAUUUGUACCAAAAAAAAUGAAACUAGUUUUUCUGAAAAUACUCUAAUUAAGGAUGUGACAUUCGAAGAGAAAGCUAAAACAGAAGCAAUAAUUUCACAAGAAAUGCAAAUUAAGACCAUGCUGGAUGAAGUGAAAUUUAUGAAGAAAAUGAAGAACGAAAUCGACUUAGAUAAAAUUGAAAUGACAGUUAGCCUUGUUGAUGAGAACAUUGAGAGAGCUAUAUCAGUGGCUGAUGAAAUAAAAAAAGAAAUUGAUGUUGAACUGUCUGAUUCCGAGGCCAGUUCUGAUGUCAAAAAGUCGAUGUUGGUUACGGAGACGAAAUCACAAAAGGAAAUAUUUGAAGCUAAUGUUUUGAGUCAAAAUUCAUUACAAGAAACUAACGAAUUAGUAGAACUGAUUGACAAAACUACUGACGAAAUCAUCAGUUAUAAUGGAAAUAAAACAGAAGUGAACGUUACUAAAGAAGUAGAAACGUUUGAAGAAAAUAAAUGUAAAGAACAAAAUUCUGUAGAUGAAAAGAAAUUAUCUACUAAGCAAGAGUUAGAAGAGAGCAUCCUUUCUGGAAGUGUAAGAAGAAAAUCAGAAUUAUUUGAUAAAAAAAAUGAAAGUAAGGUAAUAGAAGAGGAACAAAAUGUUGAAAAGAAUUUAUCCAAAAAACAACUUUCAAGUAAAGAUACAGUUGAUAACUAUGAUAGUGUUAAUAUUAACAAAUCAGAAGCAGUAAGUCAUAAUACCCAGAAGGUUAAAGAAGUUAAAAAAGAGUCCAUAAAUAGAUCUAGUGUUAAAAGUGACUUCCAAUCAUCUAAGCACAAAGCUUAUAAUAUUGGCUUGCAAACAAUACCUAACAUUAAAGGAUCUAUACAUUCAUCAUAUCAUUAUAAUUUGUUGCUAAAAACAUUCUUCAUACAUCUAACUGACGUAAUGGUUGCUUUAUCAAGAUUUAUUUUGACUGAGUCCGUAUUUAAUAAAGAAACGGAUGAAGAUAGAAAAGAUGUUACAUCGGCAACUACAUCUGAACAGACUAGUGUUAGAAACGAAAACAACUUAAAUAAAGAUUUAUUACUCAAUGAAAGUCAGGAAGAAUAUAAAGAAGCGGCUAAAGUUCAAGAAGAACAUGUAAGAAAAGAGGUAGCAAAAAAUGAAGAAAGUGAAACGAUGACUGUAAACAGGAAAAUGGCAACAGAAGCAAUAAUGGAAAAAGAAGAAAUCAAAGUUAUUGAAUAUGGAAAAGAUGAAGGUGAUAAAAAAUAUUUUGAAGUAGAGCAAGCAUCAGAAACAAGAAUGCUGUCUGGCUCUAAAAUGGCCCAACUUACUGAAAGAAAAUCUGAAGAGUUGACUCUUAAAAUGGAUGCGGUUAUAUCAGAAUUUGAAACUAAAACUGGAAUAGAAGCACAUACAGGUUUCCAAGAUAGAAGAUCUAGAAGUCGUAGCAGAAUAGAAGAGGAAGUAGCUAAAGAAAGUGAUCCACUAGAAUGGCUUUCUAAAGUUGAUAUGAAGUCACAAGAGCUAACUGAAACCAAAACCGGAACUAAAUCUAUUAGCACUGACUGUGAGUCUUUUGAAAAAAAGACUGAAGAAAUUGUUAAAAACCAUGAAACAAAAUCUACCAAGAGCGAAAAAGGUAAACAAAUGUACGUUGCUAUUGUAGAGUCACACAUAUUCACAAACAAAGAUGCCAUAUUUGAUGAGCAAAUCGGAGAAUUUUCUGAAACUUCAUCUAUUCAAAGUGUAGAUGAAAUAAAUAUUGCCUCACAAAUGAGUGAAACAAUGGCAACCGAGAAAGUUGCAUUUAAAAACAAAGAAAUGAAACAUGAAAUUGCUGAAGUUGUACUGGAAGAACCCCAUGAUUUUGCAAUCGUCGAUGUACGAAGUGAAGCAGUAGAAGUUAGUCAGAACAUAAAAUCUGUCACCAAACAGGAUGUAGCAAAAGCAACAGAAACUGAUACAAAAGAAACUGCUCAAGACAUUCUUAAGUUACAGUUAAAAGAGCCGGUAGUUGAAAUUGAAGAAGUUCAGAUAGAGAAAAUAAGCAAACAUACUGAAAAUAAUUAUACCAACAAAAAGGAACAAAUUUCUGAGUUAAUAGAAGUUAAAGAAUCUAAUCAUAAGGUUAUUCAAGAAAAACAAAAAGAAGAGCAAAGUAGUGUAGUUGUCGAAGAAAUUAUACUUAAUGAUGCCAAUGAAUCGAUUGAAAAAGAAAUUGAAAAAGUGAAAAUAGAAAAACAGGUCGAAGUACAAUCCGAACAGAAUAUCACGAUACCGACUAAAAUAAGCUAUAUAAAAAAUGAAGACUCAGCUGAAUUGAAAAUUGUCAAAGAACAAGUUCUUGAAGUCGAAGAAGCUUUAAAACUAUCUGAAGAAUCAGAAUUGUCUAUAAAUAAACACACAAUAGAGAUCGAAAACCAAACUGCUUCGUUCCAAAAGAGUACUAUGGAAAGUUUUGAAUCUAAUGAGAUAGUACAAGAAUCCUCGUUCACAGCAAAAACUACUGAUCAAUCCAAGAAACUUACUUUACAAAUAGAUUUAGCUGAACGGAGGAGACUGCAAAGCCAAAGUUCUGAAAUAAGUGAACCACCUUCCACAAUAGACACACCUACACCUGCUACUGUACCACCAACACCUUUAACUGAUGAAUACGUAUUCAAACUACAAAUCCCACUGCCUAAAAAUACAGGAACCCCAGUACCCAGAGAUUGUACUCCUGAUGAAUCUGAAGAUGAAGACCCUCAUAUAGUUAAGAAGAAAUUGGUAGCGCACAUUGAUACAACUUUAGAUUCACCAAUCAUUUAUGAUCCCCCGUUACCUUCACCUCCAGUAGAUAAAGUUCAAUCUCCUGUGUACACAAAACCUGGUCUUAGGGGUGGGGCUGAUAGGAGAGCGAUGAAAAAAGGUGUCUCAACAAAAAAGGAAGAAAUUCUAGAGAUCGAGAGGAAAUCGUCACUCCUCGCAUCAGCUAUUGAUGAAACCAUUAAAAGCAUUGAAGAAUAUAAAGAAGAAGUUGGGAUCGAUACAAAAAAAGAAAUGAAGACAGAAGAAAACAGCAAAUCAGAGACAACAGUCUCAAAAAAGGUUGAAGAACUAAAAACGUGUAAACGAGAAACCAAUUUAUACAAUGGUUAUGCCAAAAUUGAUUCCGUAACUUACAAUGGCACCGAAAAUCAUGACAGCAAAAUAAGCGAUGAGUGGAAUCACAUUGACAAACAAGUGAAAGAUAGUAAUGAAAAACUUAAUGAACUAUCACUAAAAGUCAACGGCAAUGACUCUGGAACAGAAACAUGUGUUAAAAAUGAAUCACAGAAAGAGGCGUAUAGUUUAUCGGAAACCCCAGCUUUAAAAGAAUCCAAAAAUACAACAGAAGUUAAUCAUAUAGCAGAGGACCAGGUGACACAGGGAAAUAGAGGUGACGUACAGGAACCCAGCAGUGUAUUAGAGUCUACUGAUGUUAAACCUGCUCCGGUAAUUGAGAUUACGAAUAUAAUCGACGCAUCAUCGAUUAAUAUUCAGAAAAGUCCUUUAGAAGGAUACAGACCAGUACAAUUUAAUCCCGAGGAAUUGAUAGAAACUAGAAGAAAAUUACAAAGCGUACAUUUAUCUGCCCAGGGUUUGAUGUCAUACAUCAGGGUCGGUCACUCGGUCGGUCGUCGGUAAUAAUAAUAUAUUAAUAAGAAAUAUGAAUUGUCAAAAAUCAAAAAUCAAAAUCAUUUAUUCAGUCUAGGCUGUUACAAGCACUUGUGAAAGUCGAGAGCUACGCCAUCGGUUCGUAAAUCUACGGCGGGAGACCUUGUACCGAGAAGAACCGGCAAGAAACUCGGCAAGGGCUUCUUUUUUCUCCCUGUUUUAUUUCACACAGAGCGUCAAGAUUGAAAAAUGACUUCAUUAAAAUUUGAAGUCACUUUCCAUUACAAUAUUACACAAUAUUAGAGUAAAACAGUAUUUUCGUCAAUCCAAUCACAUUUGUAGCCAAAGAAGCUCACCGAUUAACAAUUUAUUAUAUAUAUGAAAAAUGAGCCAUAUUUAACUCCAAGCAGUUUUGUCGUUUAAAUAUUCAUUAACAAAGUUUUCUAUUGUCUGUUUCUAUUUAAUUUGAUCAAUUUUGCAAUCACAAUGUUGUAUUGGAAAACAGUCUUAAUGAAAAUUGCUUAAAAAUUCCACUUUGUCUCUGGUUCUCUGAGAUGGGAUUCGAACCCUUUUGCAAUUCGGGCGACUGCUCUAACUUUUUCUUUUUUCAUUAUUCUAGAAGAACUUGGUAAGCCUGGUAUUACGGAAGAGAAAAUAGCAGAGUUAAUAUCAGGUGAAUCGGAGAUGUUAAGAGAGGCACAUGUUAUGGGGCUGUCUCGUGUACUGAAAUCACAUAUGCAUCGGCUCGAUGACGAUUCCAGCGUGGAUUUUAAGAAGAUAAAACCGAUCAUAGAGUCUUUGAAAGAUUCCGAAGUAUUAAAAGCGCUGAACGAAGAGUUGAUAAGGACGCAAGAAGAAAAAAAGAAGGAGGAACAAAAGAAAUGGACGACGUUCUUGCAAAAGCCUAAGCGACCGGAACCUUAUAAAGUGAAAAUAGUGAAACAACCAAAGCCGAAAGUAGCACCUGAUUACAAGCCAGAGUUCAUAUUGAACAGCAUCAUUGCUUUUAUUAUACCAUUCUUCACCAUUCACAUCUUCAUGAGCAUCAUCACCACUUCACAGGACUUUGAAACUGGUCCGCUUCCUUGGGAGGAAAGGGCAAUGAAGGAGCCUCCUCCUCCUCCUGUGGACGCUGAGGAACCAAUUCUGGUCCCCGAAGAGGUACCCGAGUUUUUGGAAGCAGUAGAUCCUCUUCCUGAAAGUGAAGUACCAGAUUUAGAAGAAACAGGAAUCCCUCUGCCACCGCCAAAUGUAGAAGAACAAGAAAAGCCUUCGUUCCCGAUUCAAGAAGAAGAAAAUAUAGACGAACAAGAAGAGCAACCAGAGAUAUUAGAUAUAGAAGCAGUCGUAGAAGAAACUGAGAGAAUCGUUGAAGAGAUGGAAACUAAUAGACUUGCUGAGCAGUUGCUCUCUGGAGUACAAUGUAUGGUUGAUCCAUCGGCUAGUGUGGAGCAACAGCUAACUCAGAUGCGAGCGCAAGUGGCAGCACUGGCGCAACUGCCCGGCGUCAUACAGCAGACGUUAGAGCUGGAAUCACAACAAGCAAAUAACUCCGAAAACCACGUAGAGCGUGCUGAUGAACCACAUCAAACUAACGAAGACAAAGAAGACUGUCAAGAACAACAAGUGGCCACGGAAGAAACCGUUACGAAUACAUCGGUCGCCGAAGAAGAAACCAAACCGAACUUGACGGAAGAAGAGAGGCAGAAGCUGAAGGAAGAAGAGGAAGAAAUGCGUGCGGAGCAAAAAAGAAUCGAGAAGCAAAAGAAGGAAUAUUUGGAGGCAAUGAAGUUAGAACAGGAAUCGAGACAAGUGAAACAACGACCGACACCGCGCGUUGGUAAGCCUAAACCUGUAUUUGGGCCACCCGUGCCUGUUGAGAGACCGUUGGUAUUACCUGGCGGCAGAAAAUGGCGGAAACCGCAAGACGCGUACAAUGAGCAGUUCAUUGCUGAAACUCUGACGGCUCAAGCCGAAAUCAUCCAAGGAAAAGCUAAAGGGGAAUCAAACUGCCACCUUGUGGACUAUCAUACGCUACACGACACAUACGUAGUGAAUUAUAACAAGUUGAUUGAAGAUCAACUUCAUGAAAUACGAAAAGCCACCCGUGUCCUUGGACCACCUCCAGCACUCGGAGGUAUUCAAAUUGAUACACAACAUGGAGCAGAGUCCGGUGAAGCGUGUUGAGAUGCUUACGCCUGUCAUCGCCGAGGUGGACUACAGAGAGAAAUGUCGUUCGGUGACACCCGCUCGUGGUUUUGAAAAUCACAUGUCACAGCAACUCCACCCGUGAAUAAAAUAAAAGUAAAUGUCCUAAAAGCUUCAUAAUAAUUCGCGCUUCACAAAUUAUAUAACAUAAUCUUGUAUUUUAUAUUAUUUAUAUUAAUCUGUUGUUUCAUAUAAUUAAAUGAUGUUUCAAACUGCUUAACGUAAUUUUAUUUUCUACUUUACAUUUGGUUUUCGCAGACUACUGCCAAGCCCAAAGAUUAUUAUUAGUUAUAGUUUGAUAACCAUAAGGUAUAAAAUACUCUGUUCUAGAUUUCUCCCAUAAAACUUUUCACAUUUUACUUUCCCACGACGCCUUGGUUGGCUGGAAGAGUUAUCUUCUGGAGAUAAGCCCAUCCUUGUAACAGAUUUAUUUGUGUGUUUUUAUAUAAAAUUU
Molecule: messenger RNA, 6847 nt
Organism: Diatraea saccharalis (sugarcane borer)
Lineage: Eukaryota; Metazoa; Arthropoda; Insecta; Lepidoptera; Crambidae
Source: the annotation of a GenBank genome assembly